AUGGCGCGUCGUGUUGGCGCCUGGCGCUGCGGGCCAAUUCAGUCAGACUCCUCAAUUCCCCAGCGCCCGCGUGCAAAGACUCUUUCAUUUCGUCUUCAGAUUCAGCAAAGUUUGACAAACUUGAAGGAAGUUGAGUUUCUCGGUAUGACAGAACUUGUGGAGUUGGUUGGGGGAGCUAACUGCCAUCUAUUCUCGGGGCUUGAAAAAAUAAGAAAGGUUGACAAUUCAGGAUGCAUCAUGCUUCUCAUUUAUGGAUCUUCAAAAGCUACAUUCCCUAAGACAUAUAGAGCUCUUUCUAGUUUGGAUGUCAGCGCAUCAUCAGAUGAGGAUCAUGAGGAGGUGGUACUGCAGUUUCCACCCUCCAGCUCGCUGAGAAAUGUCCGCUUCUGUGGGUGUAAGAAUCUGAUCCUGCCUGUGGAGGAAGAGGGAGGACUUGGAUUCUGUGGCAUCUCGUCGCUUGAGUCCGUGGCCAUAAUAAAUUGUAACAAGCUAUUCUCUCGGUGGCCCAUGGGAGGAGGAGGAGCUCAGACUCAGAGCAUCAUCUACCCUCUCCCCCCUUCCCUCAAGGAACUCUGUCUUGGGGGUGAGCAAAGCACGCUGCCGAUGGCUCUGCUCGCGAAUCUCACAUCUCUUACCAGUCUACAACUAGUUAAUUGCAAGGAUAUCAUAGUGGAUGGGUUUGUUUCUCUCAUCACAAUCAACCUCAAGCGUUUGAGGCUGAGCCCUAUUCUGUAG
Miscanthus lutarioriparius is the source of this 735-nucleotide messenger RNA. The record is from the annotation of a GenBank genome assembly. Lineage: Eukaryota; Viridiplantae; Streptophyta; Magnoliopsida; Poales; Poaceae.